UCGUAUGAGGACCUGGUGCAGCGUCUGGAGCCAGUGAUCAUGGAACUAGAGAGACAGGAGAAUGUUCUGGUGGUGUGCCAUCAGGCUGUCAUGCGCUGUCUGCUAGCUUACUUCCUGGAUAAGAGUGCAGGUAAGACUGUCUACCCACAAUCCACAGCCUCAGACACUACAGGCUACAGACACUACACUACUACUACUACUACUAUUAUACUAUAUACCAUUCGGAAAGUUUUUAGACCCCUUCCUUUUUUCCACAUUUUAUUACGUUACAGCCUUAUUAAAAAAUGGAUUAAAUAAAACACUUCUCUCAUCAAUCUACACACAAUACCCCAUAAUGACAAAGUCAAAACAGGUUUUUUAGAAAUGUUUGCAAAUUUAUAAAAAAAACAAAAAAACAGAAAUACUUUAUUUACAUAAGAAUUCCGACUCUGCAUGUGUAUGUCUGAGCAAAAAUUAAGCCAUGAAGUCGAAUGACUUGUCCGUAGAGCUCAGAGACCGGCACAGAUCUGGGGAAGGGUACCAAAAAAAUGUCUGUAACAUUGAGGGUCCCCAAGAACACAUUGGCCUCCAUCAUUCUUAAAUGGAAGAACUUUGGAACCAUCUUCCUAGAGCUACCCGCCCGGCCAAACUGAGCAAUCUGGGGAGAAGGGCCUUGGUCAGGGAGGUGACCAAGAACCUGAUGGUCACUCUGACAGAGCUCCAGAGUUCCUCUGUAGAAAUGGGAGAAGGACAACCAUCUCUCAGCAAUCCACCAAUCAGGCCUUUAUGGUAGAGUGGCCAGACGGAAGCCACUCCUCAGGAAAAGGCCCGCUUGGAGUUUGCCAAAAGGCACCUAAAGACUCUCAGACCAUGAGAAACAAGAUUCUCUGGUCUGAUGAAACCAAGAUUGAACACUUUCGCCUGAAUGCCAAGCGUGACGUCUGGAGGAAACCUGGCACCAUCCCUAUGGUGAAGCAUGGUGGUGGCAGCAUCAUGCUGUGGGGAUUUUUUUCAGUGGCAGGGACUGGUAGACUAGUCAGGAUCAAGGGAAAGAUGAACGGAGAAAAAUACAGAGAGAUCCUUGAUGAAAACCUGCUCCAGAGCUAUCAGGACCUCAGACUGGGGCGAAGGUUCACCUUCCAACAGGACAACGACCCUAAGCACACAGCCAAGACAUGCAGGAGUGGCUUCUUGACAAGUCUCUUAAUGUCCUUGAGUGGCCCAGCCAGAGCCCGGACUUAAACUCAAUCUAACAUCUCUGGAGACCUGAAAAUAGCUGUACAGCGACGCUCCCCAUCCAACCUGACAGAGCUUGAGAGGAUCUGCAGAGAAGAAUGGGAGAACCUCCCCAAAUACAGGUGUGCCAAGCUUGUAGCAUCAUACCCAAGAAGACUCGAGGCUGUAAUCGCUGCCAAAGGUGCUUCAACAAAGUACUGAGUAAAGGGUUUGAAUACUUAUGUAAAUGUAAUAUUUUAGUUUUUUAUUUGUGAUACAUUUGCAAACAUUUCUAAAAACCUGUUUUUGCUUUGUCAUUAUGGGGUAUUGUGUGUAGAUUGAUGAGGGGAAAAAAACAAUUUAAUCAAUUUUAGAAUAAGGCUGUAACGUAACAAAAUGUGGGAAAAAUGAUGGGGUCUGAAUACAUUCCAAAUGCACUGUACUACUAGCACACAGCUUUGGAACCUUUGAAAUGUCAGUGUUGAAAUGAUCCAUCUAUCAGAGGAAAUGUUUGAGUUCUGUCUCCCCAUCUUUCUCUCUCCUCUUUCUCCCCUCCCCUCCACUCUUCUCCCCAUCUCUCUCGCCCUCCAGCGGAGUUGCCAUAUCUGAAGUGUCCUCUCCACACGGUGCUGAAACUCACCCCAGUCGCCUACGGUCGGUUUCUCUCUCUCUCUCUCUCUCUCUCUCUCUCUCUCUCUCUCUCUCUCUCUCUCUCUCUCUCUCUCUCUCUCUCUCUCUCUCUCUCUGUUUCUCUCUCUCUCUCUCUCUCUCUCUCUGUUUCUCUCUCUAUGAAUAUAUAAGUAGAAAUGUUUAACAAUGAUAAUGCAAAUUGAUUUACCAAUCAGCUGUAGCCCUGGGGUCUCUAUUCUUUCUCUCAGGCUGUGAGGUUGAGUCCAUCUUCCUCAACAUUGAAGCAGUCAACACACACAGAGACAAACCAGUG
Messenger RNA from Coregonus sp. 'balchen', 2137 nucleotides. The record is from the annotation of a GenBank genome assembly. NCBI's taxonomy places the organism in Eukaryota, Metazoa, Chordata, Actinopteri, Salmoniformes, Salmonidae.